ACCGCACCCAGUGUCCCUUGCAGCAGCACGACCUUUACCUUCCUGUUGUGCCUUUGUCUUGUUUAAGAAGUAGUGAGGUUUUGUGUGAAACUAAAACAAGGUCUUUGGAUUUACAGGUUUGCUCAGAGUGCCUGAAACGUACACCCCAAAAAGUGCUAGAGAGAGACACCUGCAUUGCAAAGCCUUGGACAUCUGUCUAAAACGGGACACGGAAUCUUGAAACGCUCGCCUGCAACAGGUGUCACGCUUGCCUCGCGACAACGAGAGAAUUAGGUCGUUUCAGACACUAUGUUCGCCUGCGGAGAGAAAAACCUUGCGACAUUCCGCCGGAACUGAACUGUCUCAAGCAACAAGUGCAACCCUGUUUCCGCCGGGACAGUCAUUAGUCUCUGGUCUGCAACUUCCAUCACUGAAACACUGCUGUGAAGCGGGAAAAAAACGGCAACUCGAUAACAAAACAGGAGACAUUGAAAAGCAAACUCACGGUGAGGGGAACAGAUAUAUCACCUGUUCUCCGGCGCCAGACCGAGGGCUCGGCCACCACUCGCGAGGAGGACGCCCCUCGCCGUUGUGUCACUCCAGCAAGAUCAGUCUCUCGCCGCCCACCACCACGACCUCGCACGACGAGGGCGACGAAGCGGCCUCUCCAGACUCCACCAUGACGCCAGACUGCCCCAUGUCCCCGGGAGAGCAGGACGCGCCGGACCUCAUCUGCAAGUGGGUCGGGUGCGGCCUCAGCUUCGAGAGUCUUGACGAGUUGGUCUCUCACCUGACGGCCGCUCACGUGACGUCACAACAUGGCGCCUUCUUUUGUCUGUGGCACGGCUGCUCGCGGACCAAGGGCUUCAAUGCCAGGUACAAAAUGCUCAUCCACAUCCGCACACACACGAACGAGCGGCCGUACGUCUGUAGCCAGUGUGACAAGCGCUUCAGCCGCCAGGAAAACCUUCGCAUCCACGCCAGGACACAUACAGGAGAGAAGCCGUACGUGUGCACGGUCCCCGGCUGCGGCAAGGCCUACUCCAACUCCUCGGACCGCUUCAAGCACACCCGCACGCACUUCGUCGACAAGCCGUACGAGUGCCGCCACCCGGGCUGCGGCAAGCGCUACACGGACCCUUCCUCCCUCAGGAAACACGUCAAGAUCUACGGCCACUACCGACGCCCCGAGGACCAGCACCCGCCCUCGCCCGUGCCGCCCUCCUCCGCGGCCGACCUCCUCGACCCGUCGCUGGCGGCGGCGGCCAGGCUCGACCUCUCGCCCUCCCCGUCCUCGUCAGGGUCCUCGCUCGUGCCCUCGCCCGUGCCCUCCACGCCCUCGCCCUCCCUCCUACCUCCGCCCCUCUUCCCGGGGGCUCCCUCCGGCCCCGUGGGCAGCAUGGGGGCAUCGGGACUCUCCCCGUGGGCCCCCGUGACGGCGGCGGCGUGGACGGUGGCGCUGCAGCAGUACCAAGGGCUCCUCCUGCAGGGGGCGGGGCUGGCGGGGCUCGGGGGCAUCCACUCGCACCAACACCUGGUGGAGGAGGAGGAGGAGGAAGAGGAGGAGGAGAUGGAGGAGAUGGACACCGCCACCGCCCUCGACCUCUCCAUGUGCCCGUCCCCGCUCGACCUCUCGCUGCCUUCGUCGCGGGCCAAGCACCAGUAACGCCCCCGCCGCGACCCUGCCUCCUGUCCUCCUUCAGGCCUCCGCGGCACGGGCACUGCGGCGCGGGGGGCACCGUGCCUCGUUGGAGCCCCGUGGAACGUCGUCGUGGCCUCACAGUGCCUUAGCGAAUGUCAGACGUCAAUAUGCGGUGUGCGAUAUA
This is a messenger RNA of Penaeus vannamei (Pacific white shrimp), 1805 nucleotides long. The record is from RefSeq and is a predicted model, not a curated record. Lineage: Eukaryota; Metazoa; Arthropoda; Malacostraca; Decapoda; Penaeidae.